AUGCCGCCUUUCAAUCCCACCUCUCGGGAGGUCGUUCUUCUCGGGGUGCUCCUUAUCUCCUUGCUAUUCUUCUCGACGACCUUCACUACAAGGCAAAGUAGUAUUGCUGGGCUCAAGCGACCAUAUAUCUUCAAUGGAGAAGAGGAUAGCGAUGACGCAAAGUUGCCGACGCUUGCAACACAUUAUACACUGCAAUCGCUAAAUCAGCCCCUCAGCUGGGGUCUAGGUCAGGUUCCAGAGACAAAAAUUGUCGCACAUGUCCCUGGCUGGACAAUUUUUGACAAGUUAUACAUGAUGAACGGCACGGUGUACAUUGUCAACGACCAACCGGAAAGUAUCCCCGACCGGUCGCGCAUGAUCUCCACCGCGAUCAACAUCGCGAAUGGUGCACAGGCACAGGCACAACGCGUGCCUACUGACAAGGAGAUGCAAAUCAUUAGCACGAAUGAGGCAGCCCAAUUAUUUGGGCCAGAUGCUGAGCGUAUUGAUGGAGUCACAUGGUACGCCAAUGACCCAUUACAAUUUGUCACCCAUUAUUACCACUGGUCAGCCGAACUUUUCUUCGGUUUCUGGCGCACGUAUUCCUCGCUUGACCCGACCAUCGCCCCGAAUGGAGAAACGGCUCUGCCCACUCCUCGGCGGAUGUUCUUCUCACACGUCGAUGCGGCGCACUGGCGGGACUAUGCGGCCAUGAACCAAUGGGUCCUACGAAGCGCAUUUCCCUCCAUCUCGAUGGAGUUUAUGAACGACUUCAAGGAGCGUGCGGAGAUGGGCCGCGCGUUCGUGUUCGACCGCGCAGUGCUUGCGGAUCGUGCAGCUGCAAUGUACGGCGAGUUCUUUCUGCGCACGCAGCGCACGGCGGCGAAUGCGUUCGCGCUUCCGGGCAGCGUCAACUGGUGGAGCACGAUAAGAAAUAACGUCGUUCGCUUUGCCGGUCUUGAAGGCUACGAUGGGGCUGCUGUGCAGGGCGUGACGAGCACCCCCGUCAUCACCUAUAUCUCCCGACAGGGAUGGGGCAGACGUAUGCUUAUACAGGAGCACCACGAGCGCCUUGUGCAAGAGCUAUACAAUCUGCGCGACACGUACGGGUACGAGGUGAAUGUCGUGAGCAUGGACAAGCUGUCGCGUAUCGAGCAAUUUCAGCUUGCGGGGCGUACCACUAUCAUGAUGGGUGUGCACGGCAACGGCCUGACGGCCCUUGUGUGGAUGCGGCCGACCCCGCGGUCUACCGUCAUAGAGUUCUUCUUCCCACAGGGAUUCGCCCACGACUAUGAGUACACAACCCGCGCAUUGGGCAUGGUGCAUUACGGGUUCUGGAACGACCAGUCGUUCACCAGCCCCGACGUCCCGCCGGUGAACUAUCCGCCGGGCUUCCAAAGCAACGCGAUCCCAAUUGACGGUGCGGCGGUGGCGCGGCUCUGCCAGCAGCGCCUGACAUUGUCGGAGGAGGCUGAUGAUUAG
Molecule: messenger RNA, 1461 nt
Organism: Sparassis crispa
Lineage: Eukaryota; Fungi; Basidiomycota; Agaricomycetes; Polyporales; Sparassidaceae
Exons: 6
Coding region: 1-1461 (486 amino acids)
Biological process (GO): protein O-linked glycosylation via mannose
Cellular component (GO): endoplasmic reticulum
Molecular function (GO): protein O-acetylglucosaminyltransferase activity
Source: RefSeq, a predicted model, not a curated record